AUGCCUCCAAUACCAGUGCAUAUCGACGAUCCAAUCACGCCUAUCAAGGCUCAAGGCGUGACACCACAGACUACUGCGGCAGCGCCGGGAUCUCGGGGUCCAGCAAGCAACAUAGCAACGACCACUACAGCUGCUGCGCCGGCGUCGUAUCCACCUGCGCAACCAGGCGCGGCAGCAUUACCAGCGCCGACACCAUACCUCCCUCGAGCACAACCUGAACCAACACGAACCACAGCAAGAGGGACAGAAGACCAAUAUGCUCCUCCACCACCACAGCCAGGUGCAGUACCCACACCGUUCAGUCGCCAAGCACCAACAACAACCAGCACCCUCCCACCACCACCCCGAGCAGGCGAAACACCCCAAAAGCAAGGCACAGCAUUCACCAGCAUGCUAAACAGCAUGUACACCCCCCCCACACCCGCCCAAAACCUAUCACAGAACUAUGCACCCACACAUUCAACAAGUACAGCUGGAACGCAACCAGGCCAAGCAACAACACCCUUACGAAGCGGUCCCACAACCCUCAACCUCGGUCCCGUAGCCUCGCCGGCAGUAGGUACAGCACAAGACCGGCGCAUCAGCUCCGACCACCCACCCGGCUACGUCCAAAACGCCUACGCGCAGGAUAUGUCUCCCGCGCAACGAGCUAGUCUAGAUCAGGAGACGCGGAGGGAGAGUUUCGUCACGCAGCUUGGUCUGGGUAGUGAUGGGAUGAGGAGUGGAGGAGAUGGUGGGGGGAGAGGUGGUGGUGGUGAGGGGUGGGGUGAGGGGGUGGAGGGGGCGUGGAGUGCGGCUAAGGGGUGGUUGGGGAAGGCGGGGACGGCGAUUGCGGAGGGGGAGGAGCAGGUUUGGAAGAGGAUUAAUGGGCGGUGA
Recurvomyces mirabilis is the source of this 876-nucleotide messenger RNA. RefSeq lists its product as uncharacterized. The transcript has a single exon. Bases 1 to 876 code for a protein of 291 amino acids. Lineage: Eukaryota; Fungi; Ascomycota; Dothideomycetes; Mycosphaerellales; Teratosphaeriaceae. The record is from RefSeq and is a predicted model, not a curated record.